AUGGGCUUCCUCAAGUCAAAGCCGGCCAAAAAGAUGGCCGUACAAGCCGUCGGGUCUGACUUGCUCGCAAUGUUGGCCUCCACUCCCGUCCCCUUCAUUGCGCGGGCAUCGACAACAGGGGACGCAAGCGGCGAUGCCUCCUCGCCUCUCGUUGAUUACGAGGUCAAGGAGAUCCAGGAGAAUGUCCGUCUCGAGAACGAGCCGGUACCCAAGCCUUCGUACCUUGAACUCGUCAGGAUAGCACACAACCGCCACCGUACGCUCAUUGCUGCCAUCCGCGGUCUCGGAGCCCAGUUGAAAACGUUGCGGAUAGGAAGGUGUAAGGUGGUAGACCAAACCCAAGUUGAAGAACACCUACGUAGGCGCGAACGUGCUGCGCUCUGCAAUCGACAUUCAAGGUUCAUCUCCAUUCCACAGAUCCUCUUACACUACUGGCCUACGCAAAUUUGUAGAGCUACACCCCAUGAUGGGUGGACUUUCAUCCGAAUUCCAGCUACCAAGUUCGCCCUACCGGUGCUUCUUCUUAGCGUCACAUUUGCUCGGGAUGAAUCCCAGCCCAUUGGAAAAUUCUAA
Messenger RNA from Colletotrichum orchidophilum, 573 nucleotides. RefSeq names its product lactose permease. The transcript is spliced from 2 exons. NCBI's taxonomy places the organism in Eukaryota, Fungi, Ascomycota, Sordariomycetes, Glomerellales, Glomerellaceae. The record is from RefSeq and is a predicted model, not a curated record. The coding region runs from base 1 to 573 and encodes 190 amino acids.